Messenger RNA from Penicillium canescens, 900 nucleotides. RefSeq lists its product as uncharacterized. The transcript is spliced from 2 exons. Lineage: Eukaryota; Fungi; Ascomycota; Eurotiomycetes; Eurotiales; Aspergillaceae. The record is from RefSeq and is a predicted model, not a curated record. Bases 1 to 900 code for a protein of 299 amino acids.
AUGGAACACCCGACGCCCGACAACAACUUGGAAAACACUCCGUGGUCCAACUCAGAGUUGGACAGCUGGAGAACCGAUGUUCUCAGACAAUCUGAAUCAUUCUUCGUGACUUCGUCCCCCGAGCCCUUGGCCGUCUCAACAAGCGUACCAGCUGUCGGCGACCCCUCGUACAACUAUCAAUUACAGUUUCCAGCGAUGCCAGUUAUCCGAAAUUUUGUUCCACCUCCUACCCCGGUUCCUUCGGUAUACCUGAGCCCAAACGCCUUUCCUAAGCCCAUCGACCAAAGUAACCCAGAGCCUGUGCCGGUUCAUAGCAACACUACAGCUUUGGCUCUAGAUAAUCCCUAUCACGAUGGCUAUCCAUGUUCUUGGAUUGAUUUCACUCCAUCCCCUUCCGCACCGAAACUUCCCGGUCCUAACAAGGAGACGGACAUAAAGCCUACUGCAGCAUACCUAUGCCCAAACACCAUCACCAGACCCAUCAAUAGGAGGAGCCUAAGCUCCGCGUCGAUCCAUAGCAGCAGCACCGCUAUUUCCCCCGCAAGCCCCUACGAUCCUGGCUGUCCAAGUCCCUGGACCGACGUCACUUCUUCGCCUUCCGCAUCAAACCGAGCGGGUCCUCUGGAAGAGGUUAGCAAGAAGCCUGCCAAGACUAAUAGGGCCUGCCUUACUCAUGGGGUAUCUAAACAGAACCACAGCGAUCUUUACGGCACUUUCAAGUGUGAGUGGGUAGGUUGUACCUAUGAUCGUUUCUUCUCGCGCAAGGGAGUCCUGAUGCGGCACAUUGAGACGCAACAUGUCUCUCCGGGCGCUUUCAAAUGUCCCUCGUGCGAUCACGCCGCCAGUCGGAAGGAGAACCUCAGAGCACACCGACAGUCAAUUCAUAAGGAAACUUUUUAA